GUUUCAGGUGUCUAUAGUGAGCGCGAGCCGCGGCUUGAGAAGGAGCACACAAACGCGAUAAAGGGUGCAGAGAGAAGCUAAGUUCUCAUGAGGAAGCCGACUGCAAACUAGCAAACAUCCUCGCAACUCAACUUCUAAACAGCCGGAUAAUACAAAACCACACUCGAGAAACCCAACACAAGACAGGAUUAUUCAACAAACAGCUGAUGACGCUUUCUUAACCUGUUGACAUGAAAGCUUUUUGUGCAAAACAUUUAGCUGAGGCUCACCGGUAAACCGCAACACCUUAUUUUCGCGUCUCAAAUGACAGGCAACAUACUCUUUCCCGGAUCUGUACUAGGAUCUUGAGCUCUGAGGAAGACACCAAUGCCAGGAAUUAGUGCAAACGCAUCGCGAAAUGAGAAGUGGGAGAUGGAGGAAUACGACCAAUAUCAGCACUAUUUCUACGACGAUCUCAACUUGGACGAGGACUUCUUCUUCAAAUCGACGGCGCCAAGUGAGGACAUUUGGAAGAAAUUCGAGCUCGUGCCAACCCCGCCCCUGUCGCCCGUGAGGAGACUGGAAGGUACCGGUCCAUCUCCAGUGGACAGACUAGAGUGGGUGUCCCAGUUCAUAGGGCAGGACGACGAGCAGGAGGGACCGUGCAAACUGAACGCGGAGGACACUCUGGAGAACUUGAGCUCCAUCAUUAUUCACGACUGCAUGUGGAGCAGUUUUUCCGCCAGUCAGAAGCAGGAGAAAGUUGUCAGCGGGCGCUUGUCCUGCUCUGCGCAGUCGAAGCUCUCAAGCAAGGCGCAUUGCGUCCCAGCGGACGCGCCUGCUCUCAACAGCUUGGCGACAGAUUGCGUGGAUCCAGCAGCUGUCCUUACCUUCCCCCUGAACAGCAGCUGCAAGAAACAGGUGUCAUCCGGGUCAGAAUCUCGCACCGACUCCUCUGAUGAUGAAGAGAUUGAUGUAGUGACGGUGGAACAUAAGCAGAAGAAAUUGCGCUUGGUGAACGCCCGUAAACCAGUGACCAUCACAGUUCGUGCAGACCCCUAUGACACUUGCAUGAAGAGUUUCCACAUCUCCAUUCACCAACAACAGCACAACUACGCUGCUCGCUCUCCCGACAGCUAUCCUGAAGAGGAGCCACCUCGCAAGAAGAUCAGGCAAGAGACCUUGCAGCCACGAGUGGGUUCCACACCCCAAACCCCAGAAAGAAAAAGCUCCUUUCCUUCCCCCUCAGUCCCCACCCCAUCUCAGACGGUCUCUGAUUCUCCAACACACACAUCCUACCACCUCAAAUCCCAACCAUCCAGCCCUCAGAGUUCAGACUGUGAGGACACGGACAAGCGUAAAACGCAUAACUUCUUGGAGCGGAAAAGACGCAAUGACCUCCGUUCCAGAUUUCUGGCCCUUCGGGAUGAGAUCCCAGGGCUGGUUGACUGUCCCAAGACGCCCAAAGUUGUGAUCUUGACCAAGGCCACAGAAUACCUGCGUACGCUGCAUGUCAGCGACAAACAGAAGGCCCACGUGAAGAAGCAGCUGAAAAACAGACAACAGCAGUUACUACGAAGACUUGCUGAACUAAAACGGGCAUAAACCUUCACAGACCAGCCAUUUUUUUCAAUAGGAACGGUGUAGAACUGAGUUUUCUCCAAAAUUGGGAUAUUUAAUGGAACGGACUCUGUAUUUUGAGAUUGGUUCUUCAGUUUUUGUUCUUUGCACAUUUGCCUUCGCAACGGGGGAGACGAACUUGUGGAAGCUGUGGAACUGGUUCAAGCAUUUUCCAAAGCGGGUCAUAAUUUCAGAUUUUCAUUUGAAAUGUAAAGAUUUAAACCAUGAAUGUGCGUUAUCUUAAAUUCUUUUGCGAAAGCUUAAGUAUUUUGGCGGGGAAGUAUUAUUUAAUUGAAUUAGCAUGCCAAAUAAGGCAUUGUUUGAAAUUGUAGCAAAUUUAAAUGCUGGUGUAAUUGAUAUUCUAAACCAUCAAGCCUUUUUUGGCGGGGGAAUCUUGAAUUUAUCUGGGUAAAUAUUCAAAGUAACUUCUCCGUUAAUAGUGCUUUAUCUAAAUUAACCUAAAUUUAAUGAGAGCUGUGUGCCCCCGUUGCCACAUGAUGACAGAAUAAGUUUAACAGACAGGAAGUUGCAUCACUGUUGCUUUGUUACAUUGUGUUCCACAGUUUUUUCAGUUAUUGUAUACUAUUGUUAUCUUGAACAGUCAGGACAGUGUCCAGCACAGCCUUGCAGUGUAUAUAAACUGUGGCAUAUUCUUCAGACAUAUGUAUAUAAUAAUAGUGGUGUACAGGACAUUGUGUAAAAAUACAUACUUUGUGUUUUGAAUAUGAAAAUCAGCACUGUUAAUAUACUUUAUUUUCAGUUUUUCUGUCAUUAGUCCUAAAACUUGCCUCCUGCCUUCCCUAGAGAUCUCAAAGUUUCUAUUUUUGUUAAGAAAAGUUGUAAAAAAUGUCAAAAAGAUAAAUAAAACAAAACUAUCAACGUUUCAUUUCCAUCACUAGCCACUUUAUGCUGUUUUCACUGACUAUUCCCUUUGUGUUCGGAAAUUUCUUUGGCUUUUCACUCUUGUGGCAGAAAAAAAUGCUAAAAAGAAUUUUGUACUAGUUAUAUUUUCUUACAGAAUUAAUUGUAUGAUUUCUAUUUAAAUAUAAAGUUGUACUGAUGGCAUAUGCUUACUUAUCUCCCAAUAUGACUAUGUGGUCAUUUGAAGUUUAUGCACAUGGUCAUUUGUCAUUCAAUUAUUUGUCAAAAAUAAAGGUCAUGUGCUCAAAGCAAUCACCA
This is a messenger RNA of Carassius carassius (crucian carp), 2778 nucleotides long. RefSeq names its product protein L-Myc-1b. The coding region runs from base 367 to 1584 and encodes 405 amino acids. The transcript is spliced from 3 exons. The record is from RefSeq and is a predicted model, not a curated record. Gene Ontology annotation, biological process: regulation of transcription by RNA polymerase II. Lineage: Eukaryota; Metazoa; Chordata; Actinopteri; Cypriniformes; Cyprinidae. Gene Ontology annotation, molecular function: DNA-binding transcription factor activity, RNA polymerase II-specific; protein dimerization activity; RNA polymerase II cis-regulatory region sequence-specific DNA binding.